AUGAAUGGACCCGAUACUCCUUCGUCCCCCAUUUCAGUAGGAGCUAGCGAAUGGUCUUAUCCCGCGGCCGAUAGCAGGCCCCAAUACCCGAAUAAUAAUAAUAAUCAAGGUCAACUCAACACACCACCCGACUCCGCCGGCCCAGUGACGCCGAUGAACAACAAUUUCCCACCGGGGCCGCGGAGCGUCGGCGGCCCCUCGCCACCACCCUCCGUCGGCCGAUCCAGCGCCGGCACCAACAUCUAUGCGCGGAGCGAAAGUGGCCGGAGCCAGAGCCAGAGCCAGUCGGAGAACGCAGAGUUUGUGCUGUCGGAGCACUAUGUCUCUCUCAAGCGCUUUCUCUCCGCCACCUCGCGCGACGGCAAUCCGCGACCGCAGCCGAACAAGGCCCGCGACAAGCUCCAACGCCUCACGAGCGUCCAGUUUCUCGAGCUCAGCACCGAUGUUUACGACGAACUGAGGCGGCGCGAAGCCGCCAGCCGGCGACCCCCAAAUGCUCCGCCCGGCGUUGGGGCCCCAGCGUACCUGUUGCCUGAGAACACUUUCCACCCCAAACGGAACCAGGCCCGCCAAAAGCUCUCAUCGCUCGGGUCCGCGCGGUUUCGGGAUCUGGCGAUGGAUAUUUUCUGCGAGUUAGAGCGGAGGUUUCCGCGCUUUAUGGGCAAUGACGUCCCACGCGUCGGUAGCCCGAUGUCGGCUCGCGGAGGGCCACCAAGUCGAUCGGGGACUCCGGUGAACGGGAUGAACGGGUACCCUCCACGGGGCCAGAGCCGCAGGCGUCCUUCCGAGGCGAGCUCUGUCCGGAGCGGGCGCGGGCUGCCCCCCGGCCCGAUGCAAGGGUUCCCCAUGCCGCCGUCCCCAAGUCUUGCGAAUGGCGAGUACGGGCGCCCAAUGCCGAAACAGUUCCAGAGCAACACCAUUGUGCCAAACAAGAGUACGAUGGUGGAGGAGGAUGACGAUGCUAUCAGCCCCACGAGUCCGGAUCCUAACGGCGGGUAUGGUAUGCAGAGGAGUUUAGAUGAGCGGGUUGGGCCAUCAGAGUCCGAUAAGCGGGCCAUUGAAGAGUAUGAGGUGCAGGUCAAGGAUCUGCAGGAGAAGCUGGCGUCCACAGAGGAGAGCUUGAAAAAGAAGGAAGAGGAGCUGGAGGACGAACGGUCUCGGGCCGCGGCGGCGGAAUCAGCAAAGGAAGAGUGGGAGGACGCGCGCGCGAGUCUUGAAAACAAGCUGGCUGAAGCCCAAGAAUUGAACGACUCCUUACAACGGGAAAUUGAAAGGGUCCGGGGAGAACACCUUAACGAAACGAGAGAGCUCAGGAAUGAGAUUGAGCAGGUCCAAAGCAACGGUCUGGGCAAUGCGGAUCCCGAGCUGGAGCGAGAGAACAAGGCGCUACGCACGGCGUUGGAAGAGCAGGAACAGGUGACGGAGGAAGUACGGCGAGAGGCGCAGGAGUUUUUGCGGGAGAUGAAGUCGAUUUCACAGCAAAGCGGCGCAACGUGGGAGAAGCACUCGCAGAUGGAGAAGACGAUCGAGUCGCUCGAGCAUGAUGUGCGGGAGUGGCAGAACCGAUACGCGCGGGCAAAGACGCAGUUGCGCGACAUGCGCGGCUCUUCGGCCGGGCUCACCAUCGACCAGGACGCAUCGAAGCCGCUGCGCGAGAAGGGCUUCGUGGAGGACAACGGGUUGGUUAAGGACAUCCACGUCACCAAGUUCCAGCUGGCCAUCGACGAGCUUCUCCGGCGGGCCCGCGACGACCACCCGGACCGCGUGACGGACGCCAUGAAGUCGGUUGUCGUCAGCGUCCGGCGGAUCACCAAGGACCUCGACGGGGCUGGGCAAGGGCAGAACGGCGAGACCGCUGUGCAGUUCCAGAAACCCAAGUCGCGGGUCUCGUCGACUGCCAACGCGCUGAUCACGGCGUCCAAGAACUUUGCGAGCUCCGCGGGCAUCUCCCCGGUGUCUGUUCUCGACGCUGCGGCUUCCCACUUGGUUGCUGCGGUGGUCGAGCUGCUGCGCGCUGCCAAGAUCCGCACUACGCCAGAGGACGAACUGGAAGAAGAGGACGAGGGCACGAUAACCCCCGUCGAUUCCUCGGGCUUCUUCUCCCCGCAGAGCAACGGCCAGAGCCAGAUCUCCAGCAUCGCGUCUAUCCAGGAGGCGCUCCCACCACCCCCGCCGUUUCAGGGGCUAGGUCCCCGGAGCCAUGUGAGCGUCGAUUCCUCGUCCUACAGCCCCGUCAGCUCCCCGCGCGAGUCAUUCGCCAAGGGCGCGCUGGCCCGCAACGGGCCGAUCGCGGAAGGCAAUGGCGGGUAUGGAGGGUUGGAUAAAGCCCUACCCAUCGCCCCCAAUGGCAACCUCAACGGCGGCGGCAACCCUUAUGCCAACAACAACCGACGCACAGAAGACCUCAAACUUUACCUCGAAGACCAAACCGCCGUACUCGUGCAAACCAUCCAAGCCCUCGUCCAACUCGUCCGCGACGACCCAGCCAUCGGCCGCGUGACCGAGGAAAUCAACGUCAUCACCGAAGUAGUCGGGCAAGUCGCCGACGAGACGAAAGCCGCGGCCCCCGGCGGUAGUGGGGCCGCCAUGGUGCAGCGGUUGGAGACGUGUCGGGAGCGGUUGAUGGAGGCUGGGCACAGAGGCGUGGAUAUUGCUGCGACGGCUGGUAGCGGGGAUGAUAGGGAGUGGCGGAUGUGGACGCAGACGUUGCCGCCGAUUGCGUUUGAGAUUGCCAGGGAGACGAAGGAGUUGGUGCAGAGGGUUGAUCAGUUGGUGUUGGAUGGUUGA
Messenger RNA from Dichotomopilus funicola, 2787 nucleotides. Its product is annotated as protein SPA2. The transcript is spliced from 2 exons. Gene Ontology annotation, cellular component: actomyosin contractile ring; cell cortex of growing cell tip. Gene Ontology annotation, molecular function: MAP kinase scaffold activity. The record is from RefSeq and is a predicted model, not a curated record. Lineage: Eukaryota; Fungi; Ascomycota; Sordariomycetes; Sordariales; Chaetomiaceae. The coding region runs from base 1 to 2787 and encodes 928 amino acids.